AUGAAUCAAACUGCGGCUGAAAAUUUUAUUAACUCCCUUGUGAGAAAUCUUCAAGUGUUGUGUCACAGUAAUGUAGAGUUUAGAAAUGAUAUUGAGGUUGUGGGACAUCUUUAUCUGAAAGUUGAUAAAACGAAGAAAAUAAAUUAUAUUGUGGAUGAAAAAGUGUGUAAAAAUGAUGCAUCAUCUACAAUUUUUGUGAGUAACAGUUAUCAUUCAGAGAAUCAAUCGAAGAAAAACCCAGAAAAUGAAAAUUGUGAAAAUGAAAAAGAAACAGAUUCCCAAUCUUCAAAUUCCAACAACUCAAAUGCUAAAUUUAGCAACAAAUCGGAUAAUAAUAAACGUUUGUCACAAAAUUUUAAUGAAGAAGAACCUGUAAAAAGAUCUAAGAAAUCUGCAAUUCAUCAUGAAAACUUUUCCAACCGUCGCAGAUCAACCCCACAAACAUCUGAAACAAGCAGUACCAUUAAAUGUGAACCAGUAGUGGAUUUAAGCAGGGUUAAACGUGAACCCUCCACAGAUGAAGAUGAAAAUUUACCAUGUUUCUUUCCUUCUCAAAUUAGUCAACAUUCCUUAUCAUCAUCACCUACCAAAGACAGUAAUUUCCAUGAUACUGGUCAAAAUAUAGACAACCAGAGCAUGCAUCUAUUUCAAUCCAGUCAAUCAGCAAUGUUACCUCAUCUACCUUCUCCAGCUAUCUCAACAUCAUCAGUUUAUCAUUCUACAUCAAAUAAUAAUGACCAUAUGGCAACAGGUUUGAAGUCUAAUCGAAUCGUAGAUUUAUUAACAGCAAGUAGUGAAGUUCCCCGACCAACAAUCCAAGAGUUAUCUCAACGUUUCCAAAUUGAUGAGGCACAAGUUCAAGGGUAUUUAAAUGAAAAAAGUCAAAUUCUCGAUUGUUUAACCAAUGUGCAAAGAUUGACUGCUUUUCAAACUAAAAGAUUAUCAUUAGAAGAGAAAGUUCAGUUGAUUCAAAUGGCAGAUUUUGAUUCUUCUUCAAACUAUAGACUUUCUCAAUCAGCUUUAGCCAAACAAUUUGGAAUUAGUCAACCAACAACCUGUCGUAUUUUGUCACAACGUGAUAAGAUAUUAGAAGAAUAUCAUCAAAAAACUAAGAUGUAGACUAUAUUUUAUCGUGUUCCAAUGACUU
Molecule: messenger RNA, 1147 nt
Organism: Lottia gigantea (owl limpet)
Lineage: Eukaryota; Metazoa; Mollusca; Gastropoda; Lottiidae
Exons: 4
Coding region: 1-1119 (372 amino acids)
Source: RefSeq, a predicted model, not a curated record